AAUAAAAUGCUCCAGCAGCGUGAGUUUUCCUCAUGUGUGGACUGAGCUGGAAGACGGUUGUUUUGUAGUGUCUCAGAUGAAUAUUUGUUCAGAUGAAGUAACGAUGAGUUCAGUCCAGAAUCUGAGAGAGUUGAUCAACGAGCGACUAACUGCUGCUGCUGAAGAAAUAUUCAGAGAGUUUGAGAAAACCAUCGUCCAGUACGAGGAGGAGAUCGAUCGUCAGCGCAGACUGCUGGAUAACAUCUGGAAACCACAGAUAACACAACACACAGCAGUCCUCCCACAGGUAGAGAUCUGUAACGAAGAGGAUAACAACUGGAAAUUACAAAUAACGUUGCACACAACAGAACUCCCGCUGCAACAGAUCUGUAAGGAGGAGGAGGUUCCUGCUGAGCAGAAUGUCUGUAACCAGGAGAGGAACUCCAGUGUGGACCAGGAGGAUCCAGAGCCUCCACAGAUGAAAGAGGAACACAUGGAAAUCUGCACCAAUCUGGACCAGGAGAACCCAGAGCCUCCACAGCUCAAAGAGGAACAAGAGGAACUCGGCAACAGUGUGGACCAGGAGAACCCAGAGCCUCCACAGAUGAAAGAGGAACAUGAGGAACUCUGCACCAGUCUGGACCAGGAGAACCCAGAGCCUCCACAGAUGAAAGAGGAACAUGAGGAACUCUGCAACAGUCUGGACCAGGAGAACCCAGAGCCUCCACAGAUGAAAGAGGAACAUGAGGAACUCUGCAACAGUCUGGACCAGGAGAACCCAGAGCCUCUACAGCUCAAAGAGGAACAAGAGGAACUCUGCAACAGUCUGGACAGACAGCAGUCUGGACAGACGGCAGCAGCAGAUACGAGUCAGAAAGCAGAUAGCUUUAUGCUAGUUCAGUACAAGUCUAAAUGUGAAGAAUUGGCAAGAGAAAAAUUCAGUAUCUCUGAAGACACAAUUGGCCCUUAUGAAGAAGCGACUGAUUGUCACCGCAGACCAUUUAAUAUCACCAAGAAUCUCCAAAUAAAGUUACACAGAAUAGACCUUCAACAGCAACAUAUUUAUGAGGAGCAGGAGGUUUUCACUGAUCACCUACUCCGUAACCAAGAGAGGAACUUCUGCUUGGAUCAGAAGGAUCUAGAGUCUCGACAGAUUAAAGAAGCACAGGAGAAACGCUACCUCAGCCGAGACCAGGACAUUCCAAAACUUCCACAGAUUAAAGAGCAACAAAAGGAACUCAACUGCAGUCAGGAGAGAGAGCAGCUUGAUGCCUUAAAGGGGAUUUCUGAAGAAAGUGAUCACAGUGAACCAGAACCUCCAAAAUGUGUUGCCAAGCCCAUUCCCAACCGCCACUACCUCCUGUGCCCGGUCUGCAACAAGAGCCAGGACUGCCUCUCUGUGCAUCUGGAACGGACCUGCAUGAAGCAGACCAGCAAAGACGAAAGGGCUAAAGUUGUGGAAAAGGCCAAAGAAGAGGCUAGUGUGCUGCUGAGGUCUGGGCGCGUUUAUACCUACCAGCUCCUCCAGGACAUUUUGGGAGCCAAAGACCCCCUCAAGAGGCUGAUUGAGGAGCUGCAAAGGAGGAACAGCGUGGUCACCAAUGUGCCAUCCGCAGUUCCAUCCACCGCCGCCCAGCUCCCUGAUGUACAGGCCGGGCCUUCCACUGCCACGGGCCGGCCUGACUCCCCUGAGGAGUCGAGUGAUGAUACAAGCGAGAGCAGUGGGGAGACUUUUCAGUGCAAUCGCAACCCGGAGUGGAAGAUUAACAAGAGGGCGCGGAUGGCUGAUCUGGGGCUCUACCAGAAGCAUUCCCUCGACCAUCCUCUUUUAAAAGGAUUUGCAACACACCUGCGAAAGGACCUCAGCAUUGAAAAUUUCAAGCAGGAGGUUGACAACGUGGCACGCUUCCUCUUCUUCAUGGAUCCUGCUGAACCCUCCCUCAUGUUUGUGCGGGAACGGGAGAAGACACAGGAAUACCUGCGGAAGCUUUCCGACGCCAAACUUGGCAAUCGAACCCAGCUCAACUAUUUGAAGAGCUUGAAGAGAUUCCUGAACCACCGGAUCACAAAUACAGACAUGUUUAGGACCGACGCAGGUCUCCACAACGAGGCCAAGCAAUACACGGACUUCAUCGGUUCUUUGCAGAAACAACUGGCGAAGGGCAUCAGCAAGGAAAUCGUUGCAAAGCGUGACAGAAUCAUUCUUGGGGACAUGACAACCACCCCACAUGACUGCACAGCGGUGCUGAGGGCGGCCAAAAAAGACUUUUUGGCCAUUCUCGGCAAGAUCGACGAUACCACACAAUCCUAUGACUGCCAGCUGGAGACCUCCGAGUGCCUCAUUGUAUUGUACUACCUCGAAGCGAUUGUGGUACUGAAGCACCUGCAGAAGCCCGGGGUGGUGGAGCACAUGACAAUUGAGGAGUGGAAAAACCGAAGCAAGCUGGAUAAGGGUUUUGUUGCCAUCUCUGUAAAAGAACACAAGACUGCCACACAGCAGGUGGCAGUCUUUGUUCUCUCCGCAGAAGAGGAGGCUUGGUUCGACAAGUACUUUGAGUGUGUGAGGGACCAGCUGAAGACAACAAAGAGGUUCCGGGCGAGCCCAGAGGCUGAGAACGUAGAAGAAGACCCCCUGGAGCGGUUUUUCCUGUCGACAUCUGGCAAACCAAUUCACAACUGCUCCAAUGAUUUGGCCAGGCUGCACACAAAGUAA
This is a messenger RNA of Acanthochromis polyacanthus (spiny chromis), 2692 nucleotides long. Its product is annotated as repetitive organellar protein-like. The record is from RefSeq and is a predicted model, not a curated record. The transcript has 12 exons. Bases 77 to 2692 code for a protein of 871 amino acids. Lineage: Eukaryota; Metazoa; Chordata; Actinopteri; Pomacentridae.